UUUGUGGAUCAAUAAAGGUCUCCUGAAAGGUAGUCACUUUGGUGACAUUGUCCAGUUCUCACAAUGUAUCAUUCCUUAUCUGAAACUAGACACCCUCUGCAGCCAGAAGAACAAGAAGUGGGCAUCGAUCCCUUGUCAAGUUACUCAAACAAGACUGGAGGAGAUUCAAAUAAAAAUGGAAGAAGAAGUUCUACUUUAGAUUCUGAUGGGACUUUUAAUUCCUAUAGGAAAGAAUGGGAAGAACUAUUUGUAAACAACAAUUACUUGGCAACAAUAAGGCAGAAGGGGAUUAAUGGGCAGCUGAGAAGCAGCAGGUUCCGCAGCAUUUGCUGGAAGCUAUUUCUUUGUGUCCUUCCUCAAGAUAAAAGUCAGUGGAUAAGUAGAAUUAAAGAAUUAAGAGCAUGGUAUAGCAACGUUAAAGAAAUACACAUCACAAACCCGAGGAAGGUUGUUGGCCAGCAAGAUUUGAUGAUCAAUAAUCCCCUUUCACAGGAUGAAGGGAGUCUUUGGAACAAAUUUUUUCAAGAUAAAGAACUGCGAUCAAUGAUUGAACAAGAUGUCAAAAGAACGUUUCCUGAAAUGCAGUUUUUCCAACAAGAAAAUGUGAGAAAAAUUCUUACAGAUGUUCUUUUCUGUUAUGCUAGAGAAAACGAGCAGUUGCUUUAUAAACAGGGAAUGCACGAGCUGUUAGCGCCUAUAGUCUUUAUCCUCCACUGUGACCACCAAGCUUUUCUUCAUGCCAGUGAGUCUGCCCAACCAAGUGAGGAAAUGAAAACUCUCUUGAACCCCGAGUAUCUGGAACAUGAUGCCUAUGCGAUGUUCUCACAACUUAUGGAAACUGCUGAACCUUGGUUUUCUACUUUUGAGCAUGAUGGUCAAAAGGGGAAAGAAACACUGAUGACUCCCAUUCCCUUUGCUAGACCACAGGAUUUAGGGCCAACAAUUGCUAUUGUUACUAAAGUCAACCAGAUCCAGGAUCAUCUACUGAAGAAGCAUGAUAUUGAGCUUUAUAUGCACUUGAACAGACUAGAAAUCGCACCACAGAUAUAUGGGUUACGGUGGGUCCGGCUCCUGUUUGGACGAGAGUUCCCCCUGCAGGAUCUUCUGGUGGUCUGGGAUGCCUUGUUUGCAGAUGGCCUCAGCCUGAGUUUAGUUGAUUAUAUCUUCAUAGCCAUGUUGCUCUAUAUCCGAGAUGCUUUGAUCUCUAGUAACUACCAGACCUGUCUUGGCCUUCUGAUGCAUUACCCACUAAUUGGGGACGUACACUCACUGAUUCUCAAGGCUCUGUUCCUUCGAGAUCCAAAGAGAAAUCCAAGACCAGUGACUUACCAAUUCCAUCCAAAUUUAGAUUAUUACAAAGCACGCGGAGCAGACCUCAUGAAUAAAAGCCGAACCAAUGCCAAAGGUGCUCCCCUGAAUAUAAAUAAGGUCUCUAAUAGCCUGAUUAAUUUUGGAAGAAAGCUGAUUUCUCCAGCAAUGACCGCCCCAGGCAGUGCAGGCGGCCCUGUACCAGCAGGCGGUAGUGGCAGCUCGUCCCCUGCUGGGGUUCCUGCCGUGGUUCCCGCCGUGGUUCCCGCCGUGGUUCCCGCUGUGGUUCCUGCCAGGACCUUAGCAGAGGUCCCCAGGCAUCAUUUGCAGCAGCAGCAGCAGAGACUGAUGAAAUCAGAGAGCAUGCCCGUGCAGUUGAACAAAGGCGAUGUAGUUACAGGAAGCGAUGCUCAGGUUUCUGUUCCUGUCCAGACUCUAACUGACCUCCAAGGACAAAGUUCCAAAACCAUCAGUUCAUCCCCAAGCACUGAAAGUUUGCCUGGAGGAAGAGAAUUCACUGGCUCCCCACCUUCAUCUGCUACUAAAAAGGAUUCCUUUUUUAGCAACAUCUCCCGUUCCCGCUCACACAGCAAAACUAUGGGCAGAAAAGAAUCUGAAGAAGAAUUAGAAGCCCAAAUUUCCUUCCUUCAAGGACAGUUGAAUGACCUGGAUGCCAUGUGCAAAUACUGUGCAAAGGUGAUGGACACUCAUCUAGUAAAUAUUCAAGAUGUGAUAUUACAAGAAAAUUUGGAAAAAGAAGAUCAAAUUCUGGUUUCUCUGGCAGGAUUAAAACAGAUCAAAGACAUUCUAAAAGGUUCUCUGCGUUUCAACCAGAGUCAGCUGGAAGCUGAGGAGAAUGAGCAGAUCACCAUCUCAGAUGACCACUACUGCUCCAGUGGCCAAGGCCAAGGCCGGGGCCAGAGCGACGAAAUGCCUGGGGCCACCAAGCAGGCCUCUUCAGAAACACCAGGGCACGUGGACAGAGGAAGUACAGAUGACUUCAUCCUGGUCUCCAAAGACGACGAGGGGGGCAGCGCCAAGGGGUCCUUCUCAGGCCAGUCCCAGCCUCUUCGCACCCUCCGAAGCACCUCUGGGAGAAGCGAGCCCCUGGCCCGCUCUCCUCUCGUGUUCUCCGACCCUCUAAUGGGCCCUGCCUCGGCUUCCUCGAGCAACCCCAGCUCUAGCCCCGACGAGGACAGCAGCAGCAACAGCAAGGACUCUGGCUUCACCAUUGUGAGCCCCCUGGACAUCUGACCACAGUGCCCCUGGCCUCCUUCGUGGGGACUUGCCACCCCCCUCAGCAGCCCCAGGGCCUGGCUGGGGCUUCCGCAGUGGAGACCCCUCUGAAACCAACACUUCUUUCCCAGCAUGCCUGUGGCCUUAGUGCAACCCGUCAGAACCCUCUAGAGAGAGGCAGAUGGCCACAGAGCACACAGACAGAUGUUCACCAAAAUGCAGACAGGGCUUUCAGGGCCCUAUCCCACCCCGCCUUUGCUCUGAGGUAGACCAGGGUUAAGUAUCCAGUAUCAUGUUCACUGUCAAAAAAAGACCAAAUCACAAUUAGAAUCAUUUUCCCUCGAUCCUCUUCUCCCCAACUAAGAAUUAGGUGUGGCAACUCCAUUAAUUAUAACUAGAAGAAGGAAGAAGAGUUGGUUUCAAAUCUUCCCUCCCUUGGAGCGUCAGGCAUAGGAAAAUUGACUGAGAUCAAGAAGGCUUAUUCUCUGGAAAUCUCUCUCUCAGCCUAUUUCACUCCUCCUUUGGGAAGCCAUACAGCAAAGCCAAAUACAACAGAAUGGACUAGAACUGGUGGAUUCCAGGGCUAGAAAAAACCCAUCACUGACCUCUCAGAAAGUUACAGUGAUCUUUAGAAACAGGGUCUAAACUUAGGAAUCCUAUUUAGGUGUGAUGGGGUUUAGAUUUUUUCAUUUGUUAAAGAAGAGUAUGUUUCCAAACCUCAGGCCAGAUAGACUCUGGCCAUCACUGUCCCUCCUCAGACAACUGUAUUUCCCCCUUUAGAAUCCUUCACAACCAGAAAACGAAGGUCACAUUAAGCCAGUCUUUGCUGCACUGAUUUCAGAAGUCGUAAGAAUAUUACUUCUUGAACUGGAAAAUGUGACCCUGACUAUGGGACAGACAUCUCUCAGUUUUCUGGUGUAGUUUCUCUAGUUUUGGCGCUGGAAUACACCUGUCACCUGUCAAUUGAGAAAUAAAGGGAAAAACCCAAGCUCAUUCCCAUCCAGAGUCAGGACCUCCCAUUGGCCUUAAAGUAGCAGUAACAGGGAAUUCGACCUGGAGUCCAUUCUGGGGGAGCAGGGCUUCCCACAGAACACUCCAGACGUCAGGAAGAUGCAGGACUUCUGCACAGCCCUUCCCUCGCCGGGAGCCAGGCAGAGGAGCUGCGGGGCCUGGGUUCAGUUGUGCACCGCGUCCCAGGCACCACAGGACCAGCUCUGACCCGCCCGGUGCCUUCCUGGGCUUGGGCACACAAUAGAGAGUCCCCCUUUUCAGCUGGCAGCUUAUGGAAUCUUGCUGGGCAGAAAGCAUCACAUGAGCUGUUUCUCUCCUUAAGAAGAAAGGCCCCGAAAAGGACACUUUCCCUGUCCUUUGUGCAAGCAGGCAUUCUAACAGGAUAGCCACAGCGCCCAUUUCACCCUGCAGUGACAGGUGCUCGGGGCUUCUCCUCUGAGGACGGCAAGGCCUCUAGGCGGUGGAAGCUUUCACGUGAACCAGUGAAAAUCUAAGUUUGAAAGGCUAGACACUGUUUACAGUCCUUCCCACUGCUAACCCUGUAUUUCUCUACAGUGUGAUAAUGACCUGAUUUCCCACGUGCUCUCGGAAGAAAGCAGUGAUGACUCGGAGUCAGCUACUGCAGAGAGGGUCCCAGUUAGCUCUGCAGUUUGUCCUCAGACUCUAGCAGGAGAACCUCUGAACACGUGAGCAUGGACGAUGAAUACGAAGUCUGGUUUUGCUCAGGUGACAGGGUUGCUUGGCCUUCCAUGAUUACUCAAAGACAAGCUGCUGAGCUCUUCAGCUCCCCCAUGGAGUGGUCUGCUCAGCACCCCCUGGAGGUGACUCAUAGAGUAAGUUACUGCCCAGUGUGUGUCACCUUGACCACACUUUGCUCCCAAGGUUCCCAUACAGUGAAUGGCCUUGCGACUGCACACGGUUGCCAUGAUUUUCCCUCAGAGGACCUGGUUUGGGGCAUUGUCAGUGUUUUCAGUUCUCAGGUAAGAAGUGCGGAGCUAUCCUCGCCAGGGCUCCAAGACAGUGGAAAGGGCCAUGGAGAUGGCUGUCCCAUGGCCGUGAGUCCUAGUCAUCUGCUUUUGGCAGUUUCGUUGCCCUGAGAGCUAGAGUCCUGAUAGUCCAGUGGUGGGGGGGGCCCAGUUCCCACCCAGUACAAGGCUCUAGGCUACUUCCCUGCAGUUGGCUGGGUGGUUAACGGUCCCUGAAAACUCCCAGCCCUCCAGCACACUAGGGGCAGGUCCUCCACUCUGUGCUUCCAUGUUGGUGCCACGUGAGAACCAAGGGGGUCUCUCAGAGGCGUUGCUUCUAUGGCCCCCAAUGAGCCGCUCCCUCCUCGGAGGAAAGAAACACGAGGGGGAGUGGGAUGUGGGCAGUGCCACCCUCAAAUUCCCAUAGGUCCGUGGGGUUUGAGAAUUGUAUUACUCUCUUGAUCUUUUUAAGUGACUUUUUAUUCUCCAUAGUUGAGCAUCGUUUGCAUUUUUAUUAGUUACAGUGCUAUUAAAGAAUGUGUUCCUUUUUUAUUAUUUUAUCAAGUACUUACGUUUAAGUGUUAAAAUCCUGAAUAUCUGAAACCUUUUUUGUUUUUCUUUAACAAUCAGUGGAGGCCUCUCAUGUUUUGAUUAUUAGCAGUUAAAUAUAUUUUAUAUAUAUAAAGCUUAGAUGAAUUUUUGUUGUCAUCCACUUUUUUAAUACAAGUACCUGUGUUUCAUGCAUUCCUUUCUGAUCAGUUUGGAAAUGAGUUAAAAUUUACCUCUACAUUAUAUAUGAGAGCUACAGAUUAGAGAAACAAAAUCAUUACGACUUUGCCUUACCUUUUAUAUGUGCCAAGGGGUCAUAAAACACUUUAAACAUUCAGUUAUACUGGAUCAUUCUUCCACAGUUGACCUCCUGCUACUGCUCACAGCUACCUGCAGUCUGGUUGGAAAUAGUAUCACUGCAGAAUGAGUGUGACUAAAAAUAAACCAAGGCCUCCCUGGGCGUUGCCUUCUCUGCAUCUGACUGAGUUCAGUCCCGUGCAUCGGUCCUUCAGGUCUGACUGCCCACCACGAACAGGAAUGUCACCUCCACUUUGUCAGAGACGAGGAGCAGACACAAAGCUCAGUGGCAUUUAUGGGGUCUGCUAACGACAGCUGACCUGUCAGAGUCGACUCAGAUUUACUAUUUUUGUUUUUAUUUUAAGCAGCAGCCCCCUGGGGUGGUUAUAGAACCAGAGCGUGUAUGGGGGACACAGGGCCUCUGGGUGGCUGUCCCGUGGAGGCUGGGCCAUCCCCCUGCCCCACAGGUGCACACCUGGCCCCACCCCUGCAUGUACAGAGCAGGGGCGCUGGUGGUCCGCCGGGCGGGAGAGGAGGCCGGGUGAAUUAAGGACAGCACCUGACAAGCCGGAUUUCUCCCAAGCCAUUACUGCUACCCCCCACCGUGUUACUUUCAAAAGCUCUUUUUUUAUAGUGUUAAAAAGAAAAAGUUCCUGUAAACAGGCUUGAGACCACUUUGAUGUAAAAGUUGUCGUAAUAAUUUGUCUCACGAUGGCACAAUUCAUUUGACUUAUGGACUACCCUCUUGUGCCAUUUACAUCUUAUCGCUUUGUUCUCAUUUAUCUUUAUGCUGUAACUCAUAC
Molecule: messenger RNA, 6169 nt
Organism: Neomonachus schauinslandi (Hawaiian monk seal)
Lineage: Eukaryota; Metazoa; Chordata; Mammalia; Carnivora; Phocidae
Gene: TBC1D5
Product: TBC1 domain family member 5
Exons: 22
Coding region: 64-2562 (832 amino acids)
Biological process (GO): activation of GTPase activity
Molecular function (GO): GTPase activator activity
Source: RefSeq, a predicted model, not a curated record